This is a messenger RNA of Limulus polyphemus (Atlantic horseshoe crab), 487 nucleotides long. RefSeq names its product calcium-activated chloride channel regulator family member 3-like. The record is from RefSeq and is a predicted model, not a curated record. The transcript has 2 exons. NCBI's taxonomy places the organism in Eukaryota, Metazoa, Arthropoda, Merostomata, Xiphosura, Limulidae. The coding region runs from base 14 to 487 and encodes 157 amino acids.
GUGUUUUUGAAAAAUGCCACUAGUGAUCUACAUUGUCGUGGUAUUGUUAACCACGGGGUUGGCAAAGACAGAAAAUUCAAGGGUUAAUUUGAUCGACAAUGGAUACCAGACGAUUGUUGUAGCUUUCCACAAAAACAUGCAAGAAGAAUUGGAUCUACUCGAGAACUUAAAAACUCUUCUUGCCUUAACAUCAAAGUAUUUAUAUCAAGUAACCAACAACCGUGCAUAUUUCCGCAAUGUGACCAUUGUCGUUCCUUCUACAUGGUCCAGUGUGGAGGCCGAAGUGGAAGACAUGUAUCGUUAUUCUGACAUUAGAGUAGAGGUUGGAGGAGAUUCAAAGUAUUCACCAUAUAUGUUACAAUAUGGCGGAUGUGGUCAGCCUGGGAGAUACAUUGGUUUGUCAUCUGAAUAUGGAAAAUUGAAUACUGAUUUAGAACUUAAAGGUAAUAAAGCAUUCCAUACAAGUUUAAAUGAUAGAGUAAUCUGA